Portunus trituberculatus (swimming crab) is the source of this 1749-nucleotide messenger RNA. RefSeq lists its product as uncharacterized. Gene Ontology annotation, molecular function: lipid binding. NCBI's taxonomy places the organism in Eukaryota, Metazoa, Arthropoda, Malacostraca, Decapoda, Portunidae. The transcript is spliced from 10 exons. The coding region runs from base 287 to 1615 and encodes 442 amino acids. The record is from RefSeq and is a predicted model, not a curated record.
GAACUGUAGGUGCAAAAUAGAUAGGUUUGACUCUUUAGAGAGAGAAGAGAUACGACAACUGUUGAUACUGAUAUUGUUAAAAGCAAGGACGAAAGAUUAAGACAAGUUGAAUAGUUGAUGCAGGAAAAGGAGUGGAGGAGCUGCUGCUUGAUACGAACUAGUGAGGCGAGGACGAGAGAGAGAUGGCACUAGUCGUGGGAGGCAAUUUAUGGUGCGUCAGAGGGCAAGGCGAAGAGAGGCUGAGAAAAAGACGUCAUUAUACCCAGAGCAGUGACGAGUAGUGGUCAUGGCAGGACGUUCGAGACUCCACUUCUUGGUGUUGGUGGUAGUUGCUGCUGCCGCCAUCACGCCCACCGCAGCAGCAGCAGCAGCAGUAACAACAACAACAACUGGAGGAUCCCCGCGUAACUACAUCGACACCAUAAUUAUCAACGCCCUUGAGAACUUGAGGAAUCAGAUGGUGGACGGCUGGCCUGACCUCGGCGUGCCACCCCUCGACCCCCUGGACCUGGGCACCGUCAACAUCGACAUCAACAGCGGCAGUAACAGGGUGAAAGGGUCGCUGUCUGAUGUGCGGGUUCUCGGUCUUUCCUCCUUUAACAUCGACAAGGUCCACAGUCAGCUCCUCACCCUCAAAGUGGACAUGGAGCUUGGCAUUCCCCUGCUGGAGAUCAACGGCACCUACAGCAUCACAGGCAACGCGGGGAUCCUGCCUGUCUACGGCGACGGAAACUUCAGGAUGGACGCUUACAACUUCACUCUCAAAGGAAUGAUUGACCUGGGCACAACUGAGGAAGGCUAUUUUGGAGUGGCGGUGCUGGAUCUGGAUGUAGCAACGCCUCAUAUUGAAAUUAACUUCGAAGGCAUGAUGGGCGGCGGGGAAAUGGGGGACUUUGUGAACGGCAUCCUCAAUUCAAUGGCUCCUGAGUUCCUGCAGUCUCUAGAGGAUCAGUACAUGCCGCUGCUGGAGGAGACAAUCAGACACGAGAUUAACCAGAUUCUCCAUGGAAACUCCACCUAUUUGAGAGAAAGAGACGACUCAGUUAACGAUUACUUCGACCAGGUUUUCGCCAACAUGCGCCUCAGCAUUAUAGAAAACGGACUGGACCCGAUCGCUCUCCCCAAAGACAGCGAUAACUUCACUAUUACGCUAUUCAACCAGACACUGACAGGCGGGGUAACGGCAGGCCCUGGUAAGCUGGCUGGGCUGUCCACCGUCCAUCGCGCGGGGAACAUGUUGCUGCUCUAUGUGGGGGAGCAGGACGAGGUGGUGUGGCAGGGCGAAGUGGGCCUCAUUGACUUGCAGGUGGACUACAGGAUGGGCCUCUCACUGCCUCUGUUGGGGAAGGACUUGAGCCUCUCCGCCAAGAUGUCCUUCCUCCACCUGAGUUUCGAGACGGACGUGUUUCUCCACCAGUCUGACAUCACCUUCGCCUAUUGUAACGUCACGGAGAUGGGGCCCGUGCACUUCAAAGAGACAGGGACGGGACCGCUGGACACCUCACUCUACAACUUGGUAAUCAACGUCCUCCUCGGGGAACUGCAGGGCGUCGUAGCCACCACCGUGCAGGAAGUGCUGUGUGCCUUGCUGGAGGGCGCCUUUGCCUCAGGGUAGCGGCGGCAGCUUCCCACACUCCCGGCUGGUGGUGAUGCUCUGGGAAACACACGUCUUGUCAUCUGUUGUUUGUGUUAAGGAAAGUUUUGCUCAUUUGGGAUGAAAUAUUAAUAAAUAAAAGCCUUCAUUGGUCA